This is a messenger RNA of Python bivittatus (Burmese python), 2132 nucleotides long. NCBI's taxonomy places the organism in Eukaryota, Metazoa, Chordata, Lepidosauria, Squamata, Pythonidae. The record is from RefSeq and is a predicted model, not a curated record.
AAUGUGACCAUGGAUUUAAUUUUGAACCAGAUAAUGCAGAAAAGGUGGUUGAAUGCACAAGGAAUGGGUGGUCGCCUUCACCAAAAUGUGUUGCAGUUCAAAGUACCUGCAAGAAGGUUUCUCUGCUUCAUGGGUUUUUUGUUCAGAGGCAACAGAGUUUUCAGCUCAAUGAGAAAGCAAGAUAUAACUGUCAUGAUGACUACGUAACUCCAGAAGGAAAGAGUGAGGGAGAGACAUGGUGCCUGGCAGAGGGCUGGAACCCAGAGCCAAAGUGUAUCAAGAUGUGCUCAAAGCCACUCGCAGAUGCUUUUAUCCUCAACACAACAAAGUCUGUUUUCUUAUCUGGGGAUGAACUUCACUAUGAAUGUAAAGAGGGGCUUGAAACCAUUAAAAAUACCAUUGGUGAUACCAUUGUGUGCAGGGAGAAGGGAUGGGAGCCAACUCCUGGAUGUCUGCCAAUAGAAUGUGAACCUCCAGUUCUGGAUAAUGUCAGGAUUGAUCCAAGAUUGGAUAAAUUUCAGCACAAAAUGGUGGUGCAUUUUAAAUGUCUUAGAGGAUUCACAAGAGUUGGGCCUGAGUCUUCACAAUGCUAUCACUUCGGAUGGUCUCCACAGCCUCCAAUCUGUAAAGAAAAUGUUCAGACUUGUCAGGCACCACCCAGCAUUUUACAUGGCAUGGUUAUUGGUGAGCUCAAGCAAGUAUAUCAGCAUGGUGAUACAUUGGAAGUUCAGUGUGACAUCUCAUUUGCACCUUAUGGAUCAAAAUUCAUAGAGUGUGUAGAUGGUGAAUGGGCACCCUUACCGUCAUGCACAGAGGAACUGAUUUUGAUCCUUUUUAUUGUUUACAAUUAUCUUGGACAGAGGUUCGCAAAGUAUGUUUUUGUUAAAGAAACCUGCCCUCCACCACCUCAGCUUCCCAAUGCCAUCAAUAUCGCUGAGAUGAGAAUCUACAGGAGCGGAGAAGAAAUCAGCUUCAGGUGUGAAGAACAUUUCCGUCUUCAUGGGCCACAAAAAAUAAAGUGUGAAGAUGGAAAAUGGCAAACACCUCCACGCUGUCUUGAUCUUGGGGAAACUUGUGGACGCCCACCUCCUCUGGACAACGGAGACAUCUUAGAGAUAGCCAAGGUGCAAUAUCUCUCAGGCGAAAGUGUGACUUAUCAAUGCCAAAGUUACCACAGAAUGGAAGGAUCUCCAAAAGUGACUUGUGAAAAUGGCCAUUGGAUGGAAAAACCAAGAUGCAUAGUUCCUUGUACAGCAAGUGAAGAAGAUAUGAUAUAUCACAAUAUACAGCUGAGAUGGAGGCAAUCUGCAAAACUAUAUAUAGCGAAUGGAGAUGCAGCUGAAUUUCAGUGUAAAGGAGGCUAUCAGCCACAUCCAAAUUCCAGACCAUUUAGAGUUACUUGCACAGAGGGGAAAUUUCAGUAUCCACAUUGCACUAAAGUCUAAGGAAAUGAAUAACAGGACACAUAUGGCAGCCUUUUAAAACCAGAAUAUGGAUGUCAAUAAUCCUGAAUCAUCCUCCUCAAUACCACCAUAUGAAGCUGGAUUUUGUUUGUUUGAAAAAUUUAUUUUACCUGCAGCCAUUCACAAUAGAUCACAAUCUAAAAGUCUAAUUUAUAAAGGCCAAAUUUUAUCAUUUGUUAUCAUUGGUAAAAUGAUAGCACAGUUAUAAACAAAUCUAUAGAUCAUCUUUAAGUCUGUUUAUACACACACGUAUGCAUCUGGAGUCAAGAAUGUAGAACUUUUCCAUAUACAUUUUUAGCCAAAACAUUUUAUUAAUGAAAAUUAUCAAUCAGCAGCCUUCUUAAAGCAGUUCAAAAUUGAUCACUGAAAUAGAUAUUUUUAGCAUGAAGAAAUGCUGAGUUCACUAAAAUAAAAAUAAAAACUGAUCUGCAAAAAUGGUCUUUAUCUGCAAUAUAUUUUCAAAAGAUACAAAGGUGUACAAAUUACAUUGAUCCAAUUCAAGGCCCAGUCCACAUUUCAGAAACAUCUUGAUCCUGUGAAGAUAAUGGAACUUGCAGAGACAGCUAAGUUGACUUCCUUGACUAGAGAAAAGACAAUAUCUAUAUUUAUGGCUGAUUGGAAACCACUUAUAGACUUUUUGCAUGAAACAGAAAAAAAUGCAAUUAUGAC